UGGGGUUCAGGUCGCGCUAUGGCUGCAGCGCUCCGGCCCCUCCGCGCCCUCAGCCRCGCCGCUGACCGCCGCCUGCACCUCAGCGCCGCCAGAGGGGACGCCGUGGUGAUCUCGGGGAGGAAGCUGGCCCGGCAGAUCCGGCAGGAAGCACGGCACGAGGUGGAGCAGUGGGUGGCAGCUGGCAACAGGAGACCCCACCUGAGCGUGGUGCUGGUYGGGGACAACCCUGCCAGCCACUCCUACGUCCUCAACAAAACCAAAGCAGCRGCUGAUGUGGGGAUCAGCAGCGAGACCAUCCUCAGGCCKGCCACCAUCACCGAGGACGAGCUGCUGGAUUUGAUCGGCAAACUCAACAACGACGCAGCCGUGGAUGGGCUCCUGGUCCAGCUGCCCCUGCCUGAGCACAUCGACGAGCGCAAGGUGUGCAACGCCGUCAGCCCCGACAAGGACGUGGACGGCUUCCAYGUCAUCAACGUGGGCCGCAUGUGCCUGGACCAGUACUCCAUGCUGCCUGCCACGCCCUGGGGU
Malurus melanocephalus (red-backed fairy wren) is the source of this 528-nucleotide messenger RNA. Its product is annotated as bifunctional methylenetetrahydrofolate dehydrogenase/cyclohydrolase, mitochondrial. Gene Ontology annotation, biological process: tetrahydrofolate interconversion. Gene Ontology annotation, molecular function: methenyltetrahydrofolate cyclohydrolase activity; methylenetetrahydrofolate dehydrogenase (NADP+) activity; methylenetetrahydrofolate dehydrogenase (NAD+) activity. Lineage: Eukaryota; Metazoa; Chordata; Aves; Passeriformes; Maluridae. The annotation marks the transcript as partial. The record is from RefSeq and is a predicted model, not a curated record. The transcript has 4 exons. Gene Ontology annotation, cellular component: mitochondrion.